This is a messenger RNA of Porites lobata, 1062 nucleotides long. NCBI's taxonomy places the organism in Eukaryota, Metazoa, Cnidaria, Anthozoa, Scleractinia, Poritidae. The record is from the annotation of a GenBank genome assembly.
AUGAUUCAAGAGCUAGUAAAUGAUUCUUAUGAAAAAUGCUUCCAGCGAGAAAUGGAAAGUUUGUUUGGCGAUUUUGAACUCGACGGCGAUUGCGGUACAGAAAACGUUGUUAGAUGUUCUCUCAUAAAUCCGUCUUAUAGUUCCACGCUACAAGAAGCUAUCACCAAACUUCUAGAUGCAAAGCUAACGAUUGAUCUUUUUGGAUUUCACGAUGAAAGCCAAGGAGCUACAAAAGUAGAUGACGACGCACGACUAUCAGAUCAAUUGACUGUCCUAAUAAACGACAUUGGUAUCGCCAUGAAGAAAUUGGAGUAUGCACUGUUCCGAGGCAAGAUCUACAAGAAGAAAUCCGAAGCGAAGUACACAUACGCCUACAAAUGCGAGGUCAGUGCAUUUGUAAAUUGCCUUGCGUCGAACGAAUCUUUCAAGGGGAGGUUGCUAAAGAACAUGAGAAGAGUAAUCGACAUUCUUGCCGAUCCAGACUGCGAAGUCAUACGUCCAAUUAGGGUCGACUACAACCUUAUUGAAGUGAACGCUGGCCACUGCUGGUCCAUUAAAGAAAGGCGCUUUUUGGAAAGUCCCAUUCCAGAAGAAAAAGUUGGCCUGGUCACGCCACGUGCUUUCUCAAAGUACGAUCCUCAACGAAAUGCAGAUCCUAAGUACUUCAGGGAAAUCCUAGAAAACAGCCCAACGGACAGCGACAUCAGUGAGUUCUGCGACGACUUUCUAAAGUUACUACACUUUAAUCAGAAACGUCACAAAGACAAAGUGCCGUGUCUAAUUUGGGACGCCAAUAGCGGAAAGACUAGUCUCUUUCAACCAGUCCUUGGACUCAUCCACCACUCCAACAUUGCAACCGUUACGAAACAGAAAGCUUUUAACAAAGCAAUGAUCAAUAAAACCACCGAAGUGAUUUUUAUUGACGAAGCAUCCAUCUCAACUAUGGAAAUAGAUGACUGGAAGAUAUUGACUCAGGGGGGUUACACAGCAGCCGAUGUAAAGUACCAGACAGCCAAAUCAUUCAUCAACCGGUGCCCCUGUUAUCCCUGUUAUUUCCAGCUG